This is a messenger RNA of Cavenderia fasciculata, 2835 nucleotides long. RefSeq lists its product as uncharacterized. Lineage: Eukaryota; Evosea; Eumycetozoa; Acytosteliales; Cavenderiaceae. The record is from RefSeq and is a predicted model, not a curated record. The coding region runs from base 1 to 2835 and encodes 944 amino acids. The transcript has 8 exons.
AUGAAUCCAUUAAUUAUCAUCUUUAUUUUGUGUAUCCUUGUAUCAUCUGUUUUUGCCAAUAUGUCUUGCGACAACCAAUAUGUCUUUGUCAACGACACCAACUCAUUGUCAUCAUCAUCUUUCUCAUUGUUCGACCAUGUUGAACAACAAUCAACUAUCCUCCAAAAUAAAAAUAUUUCUUUGAAAAUGAUAAUGCAGCAAUCAUCCGUUUCAUUGUCAUCUUUUAAUCAUUUCGAACAUCCAAUCAUUCUUAACAAAAACAAAAACAACAAAAACAACAACAACAAUAAUAUCCAUUCAUCUAUUUCACAAACCAAUUUGAUUCAAAUCAUAUUGUUUCUCAAUUUACCAUUAAAUCACUCAACCAACAACCAUAUUAUUUUCUAUGACGAGGAAGAGGAAGAGUAUGUUCAAUUGAACAGCAAUACCAGCAACAACACAAUCUCAUGUUUCAACCAUGUUGAACAUCAAUUAAUUUCCAUCAACUCUCCAUUACCAAUUAGCAGUUUUCCAUCGUUUUCACACAAUAUUCACUUUAGCUCAAGCCAUGUUUUGUAUAUCUCAAAUCAUUCAACAACCAAAAACCAUAUUAUUUUAGAGGAGGAGGAGGACUUCAACAGCAGUCCAAUUUCAAUCUCGUGUUUCAAUGUUAACCAUCAAUCAAAUCUCAUCUUAGAGGAGGAGGAGUCUGUUCAAUUGAACAGCAGCAAUACAAUCUCAUUUUCGAAUUUCAACCAAUCAAUUCCCAUUGAUAAUAAUAAUUAUAAUAAUAAUCAAAAUAAUAAUAAUAUUUUAUUCUUCAAUGUCCAUCAAUCAUCGAUUCCAUGUUUUAAAUCUAGUGAUAUUUUAACUCAUAAUCAAUCACCACAAUUAAUAUUAAACCAUUCAACAACCAACAACCACAUUCUUUUAGACAAGGAGGAGGAGUUUGUUCAUUUGAACAGCGGUCCAAUUUCAAUCUCAUGUUUCAAUGUUAACCAUCAAUCAAAUCUCACCAAUAAUCAUAGUUCAUUUUCAUUUCCCUUAGAGGAGGAAGAGGAGUCUGUUCAAUUGAACAGCAGCAAUACAAUCUCGUUUUCAUAUUUCAACCAAUCAAUUCCCAUUGAUAAUGAUAAUAAUAUUUUAUUCUUCAAUGACCAUCAAUCAUCGAUUCCAUGUUUUAAAUCUAGUGAUAUUUUAACUCAUUCAACAACUGACAACCACAUUCUUUUAGAGUUUGUUCAAUUGAACAACAGCACACAUUCAUUAACAUGUUUAGACCAUGUUAAACAUCAAUCAAUUCCAAUUAAUAAUCAAUCAAAUAAUAAUAACUAUUUUUCAUUAAUUCAUUCAUCAUUAUUAUUGAUUUCACCUAUUCCAUUUUCAUCUGAUUAUUUUAACUCUUCAAACAAAUCCACAUCAUCAUCAACAUUAUAUAUAUUAUCAAAUACAAUCAAUUCAACAAGAUCAAAGACAAUCCCAUUUUCAAAAUACUCCAGCAACAUCUCAAAUACCAAAGUUGCCAACAAUUAUUUUGAUUCUCUCAACUGUUUCGGAACCAAUCAUUCAAAUCAUACAGCAAUACAACAACAACAACAAUCAUCAUCACCAAUCAAUCAUGAUGCCAUCCUCACCACGGUCCACAUUCACAAUUCAACUCACAAUCCACAUUCACAAAUGAUUCCACCAUCUUCAAAUAAUAAUAAUAAUACCAAUGUAUCAGACUCACUUAUUCACUCAUUAUACAUUAAUAUUUUAACUCAUUGCCAAUCAAACAAUCUGACAAUCCUCACCAAUCCAUCCACCCUCCACAUUCAUCUCCAAUCGACCCACAAUCCUCAAACCAUUGAACAAUCUUCAAAUAAUAAUAAUAAUAAUAACAAAAAUACAAAUAAAAACAACACAAGACCAACAAUUAAUAAUAAUAAUAUUAACAAUAACAUCACAACAACAAAUAAUAAUAACAAUAAUAACAACAACAAUUCCUCUUCCAUAGACAAACAACCCCCUCAUUGUUCACCAACCAAUAAUGAUCGUAAUAAUAUUGCCAUCUUUGCCAAUCACUUCAAUCCACAGUCAUUAAAUAAUACAAAUAACAACAAUAACAACAAUAACAACAAUAAUAACAACAAUAAUUCAUUGUCAUCAUCAUUCUCAUGCUUCAACCAUGUUUCAUUCAUCUCAACCAGCAAUCAAACAAAAAAUAUUAAUAAUAAUAACAACAACAACAAUAAUAAUAACAAUAACAAAAAUACAAAAACAAAUAACAACAUCAAUAACACAAGAACAACAAAAAAUAAUAAUAAUAUUACAAUCUUUGCCGAUCACUUCAACCCACAAUCAAUCACAAAUCACUCAACAAUUUGUACAUUACUCUUUCAAUCAUUCUCUUCAACUCUUUUGAUAUUCAAUUACUUUUACCCAAGUGGUUUCCCUCUCUUCCUACUCUUUUCUUUUUAUACAUUUUCCGUUGCCUCGUCCGUGUCCAGUCCAUCAUCAUCCAUCCAUGUUCCACGUUUCCCUAGGCUUUUAUACCCAAAAAAGAUAUUCAAUUACUUUUACCCAAGUGGUUUCCUUUACAAAAAGAUAAUCAAUUACUUUUACCCAGAGGGUUUCCCAGGUUCGCCCCCGUGUGUGCAUCCAAAGAUGGUUUAUGGGUUUCUCCAUCCUCCACCAACCAUUCAUCGUGGUCAUCCUCCACCUUCCACUAUCCAUUCAUUGAUAAUCAAUCGGGCAUCGCCAGCAGCCAUCAUCCGUUGUCCAUUGCCUCUCCAGUCAUCAUUGCCGAUGAUCAACUAUCAUCCACCGGUGGAAGACCAACGAUGUAAUAUGCAAUAUCCGCCAAUGAAUGAUUAA